Laetiporus sulphureus 93-53 is the source of this 1203-nucleotide messenger RNA. RefSeq lists its product as uncharacterized. NCBI's taxonomy places the organism in Eukaryota, Fungi, Basidiomycota, Agaricomycetes, Polyporales, Laetiporaceae. Gene Ontology annotation, cellular component: transcription factor TFIID complex. Gene Ontology annotation, molecular function: RNA polymerase II general transcription initiation factor activity; DNA binding. The record is from RefSeq and is a predicted model, not a curated record. Gene Ontology annotation, biological process: transcription initiation at RNA polymerase II promoter. The transcript has 4 exons. The coding region runs from base 1 to 1203 and encodes 400 amino acids.
AUGAAGCAAGAGCACGACUCGCAAACACCAGUGCCAACAUUCUCGGCCGCACAAUGGGGCUCUCAGGUCAUUGACCCAGCCCUGCAGCAACAAUCACAGCAAUCUACAGCGAGCUACUACCAGGCACACCAGCAAUACUAUCAACAACAGGCACAAUAUUCGUACACGUAUCCUGCGCCGCAGGCCGCACAGCAGCCUGUGCAGGCUCAGGUCGCGUCUGUCUCGCGCACAGUCGCAUCGAGCUCGGUGGAAACGGCAGAUGUCGCCAUGCUCAACGAUGCACUAGGGAGUGCAGGGGUUGACCUCCGAGCUGAGGAAGAAACAUUGCAAAGAACAGGUCCCUAUGAUCAAUACGCCGCCUACCGCCCAUAUGAAGACCGUUCGCGGAAACAACCGCCAAAACCGCAAUUCGACACGCGAAUAUUGGGCCCGACGAUGCGCAGCAUCGGCACCAAACACAAAGUGACCAGGAUACCCGAAGACUCUGUCAACUACCUCGCGCUCUCGCUGCGCGCGCGCCUGCAGGACCUCGUUGCCGAGAUGAUUGCCGCGUCCGCGCACCGGACGGACACGCAGUUCGACCGGCCCGCGUCGCUGUACGAGGACGGUAGCCCGAUGUGGGGUAUCGUCGUGCGGAGCGACGUCGCGAAGCAGCUCACGGCGAUCGAGAGGGUGGAGCGGGAGGAGGAGAUGCGUGUGCGCCGCGAGCGGAAGGAGCGAGCGGAGGCGGCAGCGCAGAACGCGGCGCUCGCGGCGCAGGCGAGCGCGGGGAUGGCGAUGGAUGAGGAUGCGGAGGGAGGGCCAAAGAAAAAGAAGAAGAAGGAGGGUCCAGGCGUGACGGCGCGCAACAUGUCAGAGGACGCGCGGAAGAAGAUGUCGAAUGCGGUUGCGAGCCAGGCGGCGGGGCUCGGUACGGGCAAGUACGCAUGGAUGUCGCAGACGAACGUGGCUCCCGCGCCGAUCAAGCCCAAGCCCACGACACCGACGGGAGGGGGCGGGGGCGGGGCGACGACUCCGGCGACGACGACGGCGCCUGCAACGAGUGCGGCGGGGCGGUGGGCGCGGCCGUAUGUGCCGUUGAAACCUCAAACGCAGAAAGAAGAAGACAACCGGAGGGCGAUUACCCUGCGAGAUGCACUGUUUGUUAUCGAGAAGGAGAAGGGGCACGGAGGAGGCAGGGGCUCCGCGAGGGGUUGGACAUAA